AUGGGAGGAUAUUUCAACAAUAGAACAUUUAAAAACAUAAUGAAUAAAACUUGUUCGCAAUAUUUUAAAGAUAAAAAAACACUUUGCAUAAAUCCAAUGGUUGCAACUUACACGGGUGGGGAACCGGAUUUAAAAUAUAUAUUGGAUAAUUAUCCAGUGGCUGCCACAUGUCGUUUGGCACAAGAACAAAUAUGUGCCAAGUAUACGGUUUAUAAUAAUGGAAUAAAAGGACCCAUGCGAACGGGAUGCAUUCAAGAAAAAAGAAAAAAUGAAAUAAUUGAAGUUUGCGCAUGUAGAAGCGUACCUGGACCUGAUGAAGAAACAUUCUAA
Molecule: messenger RNA, 330 nt
Organism: Pediculus humanus corporis (human body louse)
Lineage: Eukaryota; Metazoa; Arthropoda; Insecta; Psocodea; Pediculidae
Exons: 4
Coding region: 1-330 (109 amino acids)
Source: RefSeq, a predicted model, not a curated record